AUGGCUGUAUUAUUGGAGAAUAUAUCAGAAGCUAUGCAACACAAUGAGGAAAUGAAGAAGGGUCUAACAAAAUCAAUGUUGAUGUUAUUGACUGAAUGGAAGAGUUUUGAAGGGGAUUUUGACUUGACCACCAAGAGUUUGAAACACUGCUUCAAUGAACUCGAGUCCAAGGACAAGCACUUGGCUUCUAUUCAAGAAUCAGUUGUCGAGAGUGGUAAGGAAAUUUACUUGAUUAGGGAAUCUGUUGAGCAGAGAAGGAAAGAAGUUGAGGAAAAAAUGGAGGAAUUUUGUGCAUUCCGUGAUAGAGAAAUCAGGGAUUUGGAAUGGAAGUGGAAAGACUUUACUUUGGCCAAAAUGGGGUUUGAUGAAACUGUGAAAUUGGGAGAGGAGAAACUGAAUGACCAAGAGAAGAAGGGGGAACUUAUUUUGGGGGAAAUUGAAUUGGGGCGAAAGCAGCUGGAAAAUAGGUUUAGCGAGAUUAUUGUGAAGGAAAAGAAGUUAGAGGAGCGCUCCAAACAGUUGAAUAAAGUUCUCAGCUGGAUUCGGGAAGAAUCAGGUUCUUUUCAUUUGAGAGAAAGAAAGUUUGCGGAACAAGUGGAAGAAUUUCAAAUGAAGGAAAAGCUUUAUAACUCGAUGGAGAAGGAACUUGAAAGUAAAGAAAGGAGAUUGCAUUCUGCGGGGAAAGAACUUAUUGUAAAGGAAGAUUCUUUGGCUGCAGUGAAAAGAGAGUUAAGACUAAACGAGGCUAACUUAGACUCUUUGAAAAAGGAACUUGAAAGUAAACAAAGAAGCUUGGAUUCUUUGAGAAAUGAACUUAUUGUAAAGGAAGAGUCUUUGGCUACGGUGAAAAGAGAGUUAAGAAUAAAGGAGGCUAACGUAGACUCUUUGAAGAAGGAACUUAGAGAAAAGGAACAUAACCUCGCUUCCGUUCAAAAGGAACUAAGGGAGAAGUUAGUUAACUUCCAUUCAGUGAAGAAUGAACUCAAAGGGAAGGUAACUCACUUGGGAUCUCAACUUACAAUCAAGGAAGACUACCUAUCAACAAUGAAGAAGGAACUUGAGCUCAAGGACAAGAGUCUGGAUACAGUUAAGAGGAAACUUGAACUACAGGAGCAGAAAUUAAAUUCAUUCGAGGAGAGACUCGAAUUAACGGAAGCAGAGUGUGAUUCUGUUAAGGAAGCAUAUAGGCAGCGCUUUGAAGAACUUGAUUCUAGGGAGAAGAUGGUGGAACAGCUUAUGGUGGAAAGUGAAUCCAAGCGUAAGCAGCUAGAGAGCCUUGGGAAGUCUAUUGAGAAAAGAUUCAGGGAGAUUAGCAUGAGGGAAGAGAACUUUGGGAACUGCCAGGUCCCAAAAAAGGUUCAGAGUUUGAUUCCCGAAAAAUCAGAUGCCCUUGAUGAACAAGUGGAAGUAGUUCAAAUUAAGGAAAAGAUCUUGGAGUCAACGGAGAAGGAACUUAAAACUGAACAAAGGUGCUCGGAUUCUUGGAAGAAAGAACUUAUUCACCAUAUUCGCCGGAAAAAACUACAUGGAAGGCUAAGGAAGCAGUCACUAGCGGUCAGUCGCAAGCUGAAACAAGCAAGAAAAGAGUGA
Molecule: messenger RNA, 1590 nt
Organism: Lycium ferocissimum
Lineage: Eukaryota; Viridiplantae; Streptophyta; Magnoliopsida; Solanales; Solanaceae
Exons: 1
Coding region: 1-1590 (529 amino acids)
Source: RefSeq, a predicted model, not a curated record